Messenger RNA from Postia placenta MAD-698-R-SB12, 945 nucleotides. RefSeq lists its product as hypothetical. The record is from RefSeq and is a predicted model, not a curated record. The annotation marks the transcript as partial. Gene Ontology annotation, molecular function: ATP hydrolysis activity. NCBI's taxonomy places the organism in Eukaryota, Fungi, Basidiomycota, Agaricomycetes, Polyporales, Adustoporiaceae. The transcript has a single exon.
AGACCUGCUCCUCUACCGUCCAAGAUGGCUGUAUGCAUUGGUCGCCAAGACGUCGUCGAGGCGUUCCGAGGGUUCUUGUUACAACGAAGCCAUGUCCUGAUAUCUGGAACGGGCGGUAUUGGCAAGACGACAAUCGCGCUCGAGUUGCUCCAUCUCCCAGAAGUUAUCUCUGUCUUCCCGACUCGCUACUUCGUCUCGUGCGAUGGUAUUCCAGAUCUGGGAGCAUUUUGGCUUAAACUAGCCGAUUCACUGGGUGUUCCGUCGCAGAUGCGAGGCCAACAGCUGCUUGCAGGCAUCCUACAAACGCUGUCCGCUGGACCAUCUGUUCUUUGCGUAGACAAUUUCGAGACGCUGUGGGAACCACCCCACUCUCGCAAGGACGUCGAGGAGAAUAUAGCGCAGCUAGCAGGCGUGGCCGUACUGAUUGUUACCAUGCGCGGAGUGGAACGACCAGGCGGUAUCAAGUGGGCACCCACGACGUCCCUUCAGCCACUGUCCAUUGACGACGGGCUGACGAUGUUCGCCGAAAUCAGUGGCGCCUCUGACAACGAAUACGGCGAAAAGCUAGUUCGAGCUACCGAUGGCCUCCCUCUGGCUAUCAGCAUCCUCGCGCAUCUUGCACAGCCUGAAAUGGAGACGACUGAGUCCUUGUGGAGACGCUGGGAGAAGACGGGACCGGCGGUCGCCUCUCGAGGUGACGGAGCUAACGAGAGACUGUUCAAUCUAGGCACAUCCAUCGACCUGUCCCUCAGCAGUCCACGCAUGCUCAGUGAUCCCUCGGCAAACACCGUACUUGCUAUCAUUAAGGAGCUGCCUGAUGGCUUACCUCAGUCGUCUGAUUUCCUUGACGAGCUUCAGGAACAUCUCCCCACAGACAUCGACCUUCAGGCAUCACUCCGAACGCUCAGGCGAGUGGCCUUGGUGAACAUGGACCAGUCGUCAGAU